Rubroshorea leprosula is the source of this 2305-nucleotide messenger RNA. NCBI's taxonomy places the organism in Eukaryota, Viridiplantae, Streptophyta, Magnoliopsida, Malvales, Dipterocarpaceae. The record is from the annotation of a GenBank genome assembly.
AUGCGGCAAGAUUGCGUUCAUGUCUCGGCAUGAAUCCUGCGUUGAAGAGCCUCUUCUCCACCAACCCAAAUAACAAAAACUUCAAAUUCUACGUGGAAAAAUGCAAUCAUCUAUUGAAAAGCAUCUCGAGCAAAGGCUCAGUCAGGGAAGGAACCCUACUCCAUGGCCAUCUACUCAAGAUGGGCAUCUCUUCAGAGAGAUACGUAGCUGUCAAACUAUUGAUCAUGUAUCUUAAUUUCAGGAAACCAGCUGAAGCGAAUGAGAUUGUGAAGAAGUUCAAUGGGUUUGAUGCCGUUGUUCAUAAUUGUAUGAUAGAUGCUAAUAUCCGGUGGGGUAAUAUAGAGGAAGCUCGUAGACUGUUCGAUGAAAUGCCUGAAAGAAAUGAGGUGUCCUGGACAGCUUUGAUUUCGGGUUUUAUGAAACAUGGGAGAGUGGAGGAAUCAAUGUGGUACUUUGAAAGGAACCCAUUUCAGAGUGUGGUUUCUUGGACUGCUGCGAUAAGUGGGUUGGUGCAGAACAGGUCUAGCUUUGAAGCACUGAAAGUUUUCCUGAGACUGCUUGAAUCUGAAACCAAGCCUAAUGAAGUUACUUUCACGUCUGUGGUAAAAGCUUCUUUAGAGUUGGGUAAUUUUCGGUUUGGAAUGAGUAUUAUAGGGUUGAUUGUUAAAUUUGGUUUUGAGAAUUAUUUAUCAGUUUCUAAUUCUUUGAUUACGUUGUGCUUGAGGAUGGGUGAAAUUGAUUUGGCAAGAAGAAUAUUUGAUAGAAUGGAACAGAGAGAUGUUGUUUCUUGGACUGCAAUUCUAGAUAUGUACGUAGAGAUGGGAGAUUUAGGAGAAGCCCAGAGAAUCUUCGAUGAAAUGCCAGAGAGAAAUGUAGUAUCUUGGUGUGCAAUUAUAGCUAGAUACAGUCAGAAAGGAUAUCCUAAAGAGGCAUUGAAGCUCUUUCGUCGAAUGUUUGAAGAAGGGUUUAAGCCAAACGUCUCUUGUUUAUCCAGCGUUCUUAGUGCGUUAGCUACCCUUGAGAACUUGCGAGCAGGGCAGAACAUCCAUGCACAAAUUCUUAAAACUGGGAUUGAUGGAGAUAUCUUCAUUGAUAGCUCUCUCAUAGACUUUUACUGUAAAUGCAGAGAAACGAAAGAUGGAAGAAUGGUUUUUGAUUCAAUUACAGAGAAGACUGUGGUUUCAUGGAAUUGUAUGGUUGGAGGGUAUAGCUUGAACGGCCAAAUGGAAGAAGGUAGAGACUUGUUUGACAAAAUGCCUUGUAGAGAUAAUGUCACUUGGAGUGCCAUUAUUGCUGGCUAUGUAGAAAACAAGGAGUUUGAUAAAGUUUUUGAACUAUUCAAUGAGAUGCUAUUGUCAGGGGAAACUCCAAACUCUUCCACCUUCUCGAGUCUGCUUUGUGCUUGUGCUAGCAUGGCCUCAUUAGAGAACGGCAGGAACCUGCAUGGGAAGUUGAUAAAGGUUGGGGUUCAAUAUGAUGUUUUCUUGGGUACUGCCUUGAUUGAUAUGUAUGCUAAAUCUGGAGAUAUUGAGAACUCUAAGCUGGUGUUCGAUAGAAUGCCAAAGAGAAAUGAAGUCUCAUGGACAGUAAUGAUUCAGGGGCUUGCAGAAAGUGGUUUUGUUGAAGAAUCUCUUGCAUUGUUUGAAGAAAUGAAAAUAACUUCAUCAAUAGCUCCAAACGAGCUCAUGCUUGUAUCAGUUCUAUUUGCAUGCUCUCACUCUGGAUUAAUUAAUAAAGGACUCCAGUAUUUCAGAUCUAUGGAGGCAGUGUAUGGUAUAAAGCCAAAGGGGAGACACUAUACCUGUGUAGUAGACAUGUUGUCACGAUCAGGACGCCUCUAUGAAGCAGAAGAGUUCAUCAAUAACAUGCCAUUUCAACCUGAAGCUAAUGCAUUUGCGGCUCUAUUAAGCGGUUGUAAGACAUAUAAAAAUGAAGAGAUUGCAGAGAGGACAGCCCAGAAACUCUGUGAGUUGGCAGAGAAAGGCUCGUUUCUCUCUGCAGGAUAUGUCUUGUUGUCAAACAUAUAUGCUUCAGCGGGCAGAUGGGUUGAUGUUUCAAAUAUAAGGAAACUAAUGAAGGAGAAGGGAUUGAAGAAGAGCAGUGGUUGCAGCUGGGUGGAGGUUAAGAACCAUGUACAUUUUUUUCAUUCAGAAGAUGGAACCCACUGGAAAUCACCUGAGGUUUAUGAAAUGUUAGAGCUCUUAAGAUUUGAGAUGGUUCAAUAAAAUAUCUAACAUGAAUUGACAGUUCUGCCUCCAUACAUGCCUUGAGAUGAGGGUUUUUCAAGGAAAUUCAUGCUGCAUCU